Messenger RNA from Calypte anna (Anna's hummingbird), 904 nucleotides. RefSeq names its product mitotic arrest deficient 2 like 1 (gene MAD2L1). NCBI's taxonomy places the organism in Eukaryota, Metazoa, Chordata, Aves, Apodiformes, Trochilidae. The transcript is spliced from 5 exons. Bases 40 to 660 code for a protein of 206 amino acids. The record is from RefSeq and is a predicted model, not a curated record. Gene Ontology annotation, cellular component: nucleoplasm; kinetochore; cytoplasm. Gene Ontology annotation, biological process: mitotic spindle assembly checkpoint signaling.
UUGAACCGGGCGGCGGGGAAGCGAGGGCUGAGCACUCCUAUGGCCAAGCAGCUCGGCCGCGAUCAGCAGGGUAUCACCCUUCGGGGCAGCGCCGAGAUCGUCGCCGAGUUUUUCUCCUAUGGAAUCAACAGCAUCCUCUACCAACGGGGCAUCUAUCCCCCCGAGACCUUCACUCGCGUCCAAAAGUACGGGCUCACCCUCCUCGUCACCACCGACCCCGAGCUGAAGAGCUACCUCAACAAUGUGGUGGAGCAGAUGAGAGAGUGGCUGUACAAGUGCAUCGUGCAGCGCCUGGUGGUGGUCAUCUCCAGUAUCGAAAACAGUGAAGUGCUAGAGCGGUGGCAGUUUGACAUUGAGUGUGACAAAACUGCAAAGGAGGAGAGUGCACCACGAGAAAAAUCUCAGAAAGCUAUUCAGGAUGAAAUCAGGUCUGUUAUAAGACAAAUAACUGCCACAGUAACUUUUCUGCCAUUGUUGGAAACUGCCUGUGCCUUUGACUUGCUAAUAUACACGGAUAAAGACUUGGCAGUGCCAGAGAAGUGGGAAGAGUCAGGACCACAAUUCAUAGCCAAUUCUGAAGAGGUUCGUCUGCGUUCCUUCACUACUACAAUUCACAAAGUAAACAGUACCGUGGCUUACAAAAAAGAUUCCUUCCCCUAGGACAUGGGGUUUUUGUAUAUAUCCUGUCACCUUGUAUAUUAUCUGUUUAUAGUGCAGCUAAGUCAUUAACAUCAUUGCAGUUGCUCUUGCUGAAGUAUAAUACAGAAAAAAAGGCAAUGUGUUUCUCUAAAAUACUGUGAUGUAACACUAGACCAAGUUGGCAUUGUUCUUAGAGGUCUAAAUAAGAUAUUCGUAAUGAAAGUUCAAUUUUUACUUAACUCUUUGAGCUAAACUAAUGAUGUGU